ACUGUGACCACGUUGUUGCUGCUGCCGCCGCCGCGACUUCUGUAGCUACUGAGGUGCUUCCCUCCCUGCCCCUAAAGCAAGGAAGCUGGUACAUGGAGUUUGCUCCUGGUGCAGCAGAGGAGCCACAGCUCAGGCACGUAGAAAAGGAUGUUUUGAUUCCAAAAAUGAUGAGAGAGAAGGCCAGGGAACUAUGUUCUGAUAAAGUACAAGCCUUCACCAAAUGUUGCCAAGAUUCAGGCUUUCUGAUGGUGGUAAAAUGCAGAGAAGAAAAUGCAGCCCUGAAAGAAUGCGUCACUGGCUACUACAAUGAUCCAUCGUUUUAUGAAGAAUGCAAGGCUGAAUAUUUGAAGCAAAGGGAAGAGUUCAGAGAAACGGGAAAUCGUCGAAAGCAGCAGAGGCUUCCUACAAGCAUGUAGUCAAAGUCUUAAAUGUUUUGGCUGAAACUUUUAACUUUAUAUACCUUUGAUAUCAUGGAAUUGAAUAGAUCUUACAAUCACUUUUCCCUAACCCAAUCUUGCUGAAAUAAAUGGAGCUUGUAUGCUAUCAUAUUGUAAUACAGGAAGCCAGAAGGCGUGAUCCUCUGCUUAAAAACCUCAAAUGAAAAGUCUUCCAAGGAAGGUAAACUAUUCCAUUCAGUUACACACUUUUAUUCACAAUAGAAGCAAUUUUCCAGACACCUUAAGCUAAAUGUAUACUAAUUUUUUUCAGGAUACCGCAUUUAUUUUUCUAAAAGCUCUGAUGUCAUAUGUAACAUCAGACAUGAGGGCAGGUAGAAAGGGCUGCAGAAAGCAGGAUAAGCUGAUGGGUGGAGAGUUGACUCUUCAGUUCUGCGCACCAGCUGAUGCUGAAGUACACUGCAAGCCCUGCUCCAACUUACCAGGGAUUCGCAGAAGCUGUACUGAUUUGUGUAUACGCCAAUCAUGGCAAUCUAAUCCUCACUUCCUCUUGUAGUCUCUCCACCCUGGUUUUUAUUCAUAAGGCCAUGAGCUGUGAAGGAAAAUAAAGUCAAGAUACAUUCAAAUGUCAA
Lacerta agilis (Sand lizard) is the source of this 1027-nucleotide messenger RNA. RefSeq names its product C-X9-C motif containing 1 (gene CMC1). NCBI's taxonomy places the organism in Eukaryota, Metazoa, Chordata, Lepidosauria, Squamata, Lacertidae. The record is from RefSeq and is a predicted model, not a curated record. Gene Ontology annotation, cellular component: mitochondrion. Bases 93 to 416 code for a protein of 107 amino acids. The transcript is spliced from 4 exons.